Messenger RNA from Brassica oleracea var. oleracea, 1908 nucleotides. Its product is annotated as coiled-coil domain-containing protein SCD2. Bases 112 to 1728 code for a protein of 538 amino acids. Gene Ontology annotation, biological process: cytokinesis by cell plate formation. The record is from RefSeq and is a predicted model, not a curated record. Lineage: Eukaryota; Viridiplantae; Streptophyta; Magnoliopsida; Brassicales; Brassicaceae. The transcript has 17 exons.
UCAAACUUUGCUUAGCGAAAAAAACAAAAAAACAAAGUUGUCUUUUGUCCGACUCCAUAAACACACCACCAUCACCAACAAGAUCUAGGUCUCUGCAUCUCGUGCUUCCAUAUGGAACGGGCACGCACCGAAAGCCCCAGCUACUUCCGCCAAUGGAACGGCGACUCCAUCACCCCCAAUGCCGCCGCCGCUCCUUCCUCUCCGGCGCGUCACCACCACGCUCGAUCGUCUUCCGUCACGGGAAUGUCGAACGUCAAGCGAGCUCAGAACGUGGCGGCCAAAGCCGCGGCUCAGAGGCUCGCGAAGGUCAUGGCUUCGCAGACCACCGACGACGACGAAGACGAAGACGAUGUCGGUGGCGAUGACCUAGAUUUCCGCUACGGCGCUCCUCCUCUCUCCUUCACGAGAAACAAUGCUUCUACUAAACCUAGACCUGCUGCUGCUGCUGUUCUUCCUCCUCCCAAGAUCGGCAGAUCUUCCUCCCCUGCGUUUUCUCGGAACUCUCCAGCCGUGUCUGUUCGAGCAUCACAGCAACCACCUGUUCCGCCUAGCAAAUUGUCUCAAAGGAACCAAGCGACCGUUCCAUUACCUGUUGUAACUCCUAAGAAUCAACAGACUGAAAAGCGGGCUUUACCUGAGAUUGGGCAACUUAGUGCAAAAGAUUCGAAAGAUCAGCAUGAAGCGUCCGCACUUCAAGAUGAACUCGAUAUGCUGCAAGAGGAGAAUGAGAGUAUUCUUGAAAAGCUUAGGCUUGAGGAUGAGAGAUGCAAGGAAGCAGAAGCCAGGGUGAGAGAGCUUGAGAAACAGGUGACUUCUUUGGGAGAAGGCGUAUCUUUGGAAGCUAAACUUCUGAGCAGAAAAGAAGCUGCUUUGCGUCAGAGAGAGGCUGCUCUUAAAGAUGCAAGGCAGAACAGAGAAGGGGCUAAUAAGGAGACUACUGCUCUUCGGGCUCAAGUAGAGAAUGCAAAACAAGAGGCUGCUGGUGUAGUAUCACAACUUCAAGUAGCGGAAUCUGAAGUCAACGCUCUACGAACAAUGACACAUAGAAUGAUAUUGACCCCAAAAGAGAUGGAGGAAGUUGUUCUUAAGCGGUGCUGGCUAGCUCGGUACUGGGGCUUAGCUGCCAGAUAUGGCAUAUGUUCGGACAUCGCUACGUCCAAGUACGAAUACUGGUCAUCUCUGGCCCCUCUUCCUUUUGAAAUUGUGCUAUCAGCUGGGCAGAAGGCUAAGGAAGAAAGCUGGGAAAAAGAUUCUGAGGAGAACGAGAAGAGGAGCCAGCUCGUUCAAGAUAUAAAUGAUCUAACAGGAGAGGGGAAUAUUGAAAGUAUGCUCUCUGUGGAAAUGGGUCUGAAGGAGCUAGCUUCUUUAAAGGUUGAAGUUACCAUAUCUAUUACACUAGCCCAGCUAAGGUUGGCCAAUACUUUUCGACUAUCUGAUCCCGAGUUAAAAUCACCAGGUGGUCCUAAGUUAAUGGAGGCACUUGAACUGAGUCCAGAAGAGUCUGAAGAUGUUCUCUUCAAGGAGGCUUGGCUCACAUACUUUUGGAGAAGAGCCCUGUCCCUUGGCAUAGAUGUGGACAUUGCAAGAGAACGUCUUCAAUUCUGGAUCAGCAGGAGUGCACACUCUCCAUCUUCACAUGACGCCAUGGAAGUUGAGCAAGGGCUAACAGAGCUAAGAAAGCGCCGGAUAGAACGCAGAUUGUGGGAAGCCUCCAGGUCCAACCAGUAGGUCAUGAGCAUGGACCCCAGGAUUCCGGAACAGUCAUGUUACCACAUCUUUAACAGUAUUGUAUAUCUUUCUUCUUGUGUGGUUCGAGUACUUUUGCAGUCAAGAAAAUGUUAAUCCAGUUUUGUAUACUGAAGAAUUGCAUUUGCACUACUUAACUUGUAAUGUAUCCACGUUUGCACU